Aphanomyces invadans is the source of this 840-nucleotide messenger RNA. RefSeq lists its product as hypothetical. The coding region runs from base 61 to 777 and encodes 238 amino acids. The transcript has 2 exons. Lineage: Eukaryota; Oomycota; Saprolegniomycetes; Saprolegniales; Verrucalvaceae. The record is from RefSeq and is a predicted model, not a curated record.
CUUGUGUGCCGCAAACAACGUCCAUUCUUGGUCUGGACGUCUGCGUCGCACGAGAAGCGAAUGGCGCCGAAUGGAUUCCCGGCAGACAACGUGUUCGCACCCGAUGCGCCUGUGCUCGACGACCUCACCAACGACACCGUGAUCUUCCUGGACUGGGACGAUACGUUGUUGGCAUCGACAUGGGUCGGCAAGCUGGGUCUGCGGCCGAAAUACGUGAACGAGAAACCCAUCAUCCCCGACGACGUCAAGUCCCAGCUGGAAGAACUUGAAGAUUGCGUCGUUGAACUGCUCGAGAGCGCCGUCAAGUAUGGUCGUGUCGUGAUCAUCACGGCGGCAGAAACAGGAUGGGUCGAGCUGUCCGCGUCACUGUUCAUGCCGCGGUGCCUCCCUAUCAUCAGCGAACACAUUAAGGUCGUUUCGGCACGGUCUACGUACGAAGACUUGUACCCUGGGUCUCCGAAGAAGUGGAAGAUUGAGGCGUUCCAGCACGAAGUGUACUACUGCGACAGCGUCGCCGACAACUCGUCGCCGCCCAAGCAUAUCAUUUCGAUUGGAGACGGUCCAACAGAGCGCGAGGCGCUAAUCAACCUGAAAAUGUCAUCGUCGGGGCGGUCGCCGUUCCACGCCAAGUCGCUCAAGCUCAUCACAUACCCAAACGCGAUCGAGCUCAAGAUGGAAGUGCGCCUUCUACUAGACAAUCUCCAUACGUUGUGUACACACGAAGAAGACAUGGACCUCCAGAUCUCCAAGGAGGCGAUUGCCGCCCAGUCGGCAUAAACGUGCCUUGCUCCGACAGUUUUAGUUCAGUCUCGCUAGAAUACCAACCACUAUCUAUUUCUC